Macaca mulatta (Rhesus monkey) is the source of this 1003-nucleotide messenger RNA. It is a transcript of the gene MPV17, whose product is annotated as mitochondrial inner membrane protein MPV17. Gene Ontology annotation, molecular function: channel activity. Gene Ontology annotation, cellular component: cytoplasm; mitochondrion; membrane. The record is from RefSeq and is marked provisional. NCBI's taxonomy places the organism in Eukaryota, Metazoa, Chordata, Mammalia, Primates, Cercopithecidae. Gene Ontology annotation, biological process: regulation of mitochondrial DNA metabolic process.
UCCUAGGCCAGCCUGUCAGGUUGGAGGGAGUCUCCGCGCCCAGCUCGCGCUCAGGAAGCAUGGCACUCUGGCGGGCAUACCAGCGGGCCCUGGCUGCUCACCCGUGGAAAGUACAGGUCCUGACAGCUGGGUCCCUGAUGGGCCUGGGUGACAUUAUCUCACAGCAGCUGGUGGAGAGGCGGGGUCUGCAGGAACACCAGAGAGGCCGGACUCUGACUAUGAUGUCCCUGGGCUGUGGCUUUGUGGGCCCUGUGGUAGGAGGCUGGUACAAGGUUUUGGAUCGGUUCAUCCCUGGCACCACCAAGGUGGAUGCACUGAAGAAGAUGAUGUUGGAUCAGGGGGGCUUUGCCCCGUGUUUUCUAGGCUGCUUUCUCCCACUGGUAGGGGCACUCAAUGGACUGUCAGCCAAGGACAACUGGGCCAAACUACAGCGGGAUUAUCCUGAUGCCCUUAUCACCAACUACUAUCUAUGGCCUGCUGUGCAGUUAGCCAACUUCUACCUGGUCCCCCUUCAUUACAGGUUGGCCGUUGUCCAAUGUGUUGCUGUUAUCUGGAACUCCUACCUGUCCUGGAAGGCACAUCGGCUCUAAGCCGGCCUCACUUCAUCGUUUCCACCUUGCAGUGAUGCAGCUUGGCCCUGGAACGGUCAGACAACUUCCUAAAGUGGGCACACUAGUUUCCACAGGGUUGGGUUGCCAGUCAGAACUUAAGAGGACUAGCACCCUGCAAUGCUCCCUUCACUCUAAAAUGUGCACUGACUGCUUUAGAGCCCUUGAUAAUAGUCUUAUUCCCACCACAUACUAGGCACUCCAUAAAUAUCUGUUGAACUUUCAUGACCUUAUCAACUUUACACACAUAUCCCAGCAAAUGCCACUCAUCCCCACUCUUCAUAGACACAUUUGUUACUCUAACCCUGCCUAGCCUUGUAGCUCCAGCUCUUCAGAGACCCCCGGAACCCUUUAUAUGAUGCCUCAGUAAAUAUGUUAUUAAAUGUGUAAUCCGG